ACCUGCGCACGAGUCGAUCACUGCGCGCAUUUACAAAUUCAUCUAAACGAUUGUGUUCUUAAUUAAAAAAGGUCAAUAUAUUGAGUUAGUGUAUUAAAAAUACAGCUAUUAAUAGGUUAUUUACACACAGUGUUUUGUUUCUGUUUUUAUGAAAGUUGAGGUUCGACGCCUAGGACCGGUUGGAAGGCUUUGCCGACCGCUCUACAGAACAACUGUUCCGGUAUUUCGUUUUUGUGCAAAUUAGUUUUGUUUGUGGUUUGCUACUUUCGGAUUGUGACGCCGAACCUAUGGAUUGGAUUAUGAAUUAGUGCAUGAAUGCGAAAUCAGGAUGACAGACUACGAGCGCAUCAAGACCGGGUGCCUCCAGCGCGGCGAACUGUGGGAGGACCCGGACUUCCCCGCCACGCAGUCGUCCGUGUUCUACCACCAGACCCCGCCGUUUCACUUCGUGUGGAAGCGGGCUAAGGAAAUAUACACAAACCCGACGUUUGUACAAGACAAUUGCGACACAUUCGACGUGGUUCCCGGGAAACUUGGAGACAAAUGGCUGGUGUCCUGUCUCGGGGUCCUGUACCUCAGCAAGGGGCUGUUCUACAGAGUGGUUCCAGCUGACCAGCGGAUGGACACACCUUAUGCAGGAGUCUUCAGGUUCAGACUAUGGUGGUGCGGACAAUGGCUUGAGGUAUUGGUGGACGACCGGCUCCCCACAGUCAACGGAAAGCUGGCCUUUCUGCAGACCAGCCACACGGGUCAACUGUGGCCUGCCCUGCUAGAAAAGGCGUAUGCCAAACUGCACGGGUCAUACGAGGCUUUAAAGUACGGCAGCCUGCUGGACGGGCUGGCAGACCUGACCGGCGGUAUCACGGAGUCAGUGGUUCCCGGCGCCGAGACAACCGACGCCGCGUCACUGGCCAACCUGCUGACCACCACCAGUGUGGUCACUGCUCACCACUUCCCUGCUGUAAUAGAAGAGAAAAUAAAAGGGCUAGAGCUGGAAAUGAACUACAGAAUAUACAACAUUGAAAAGGUCGAUUCUUCAGAAGGUCCAGUUCACCUCGUGAGGCUCAGAAGACCCCUGGCGCCUGGGGACACACCCCUCACACACGUCGUCGAUCUCGCAAUAUGGAAGUCAAUCCCACUCUACGAGAGAGAGCGCCUGACCUCCACCCCCAAAGGAUUCUGGAUGCUUUACUCGGACUUCCAGCGAGCAUUCAACAGACUUGAGAUGGUGCAUCUUGAUGCGGAGACCAGCAGAGCAGAGCCGUCUUUAGCAGAGAAGCAUAAGUGGCAGAUGAAGAUGCACCAAGGGGGCUGGAGGCGAGGAGUGUCGGCUGGGGGCUGCAGGAAUUAUGUCCACUUCUUUCAUAUGAACCCGCAAAUCCAACUGAUCCUGAACGAGCCAGACACCGUCGUCAUCUCCCUGAACCAGCACAGCAUCAUGGAGCCAAAGGUUAUCGGUUUCAGCAUCUACAAGAUGCCCAAAUUCCUGACGGAGACCGCUUCGCCCCUAUUUUUCAAGAAGAUCAAAAGCGCUAUCAACUCCCAGUACACUAACAGUCGUCAAGUCAGUCACAGAUGCCAACUGGAAGCAGGAGCAUACCUGGUGAUGCCGACGACUUUCGAGCCGCGGGAAGAGGCCAAUUUCUCUCUCAGGGUGUUCUCCAACAAGACUUUGAAGAUGAAGGUCCUGGAUUACGCACCGCAGAUGCUCAAGGCAGCACUGAUCAAGGCACCUCCUGGCGUAGAGACGAGUAGUUUUGCACAAUACGAGGCAGUAUUCUUGCAGCUAGCAGAUGAGCACAGAACGAUAGACGCUUUUGAGUUACAGGAACUGCUCGACGCGUGUCUACCAAAUGACUACAUCAAGAGCUGCGCUUCAAUCGACACGUGCAGGCAAAUUGUGCUGUCGAUGGAUAAAAACGGCACAGGCCGCAUCUCCCUAUCCGACUUCAAGGACCUGAUGUGCAGUUUAAAGCACUGGCAGUUAGUAUUUAAGACGCAUGCGCGGGAAAAGAUGGGCGUGCUGCGUGCUGAGAGGCUGCGCGACGCGCUCAGAGAAGUCGGGUUCGUCGUGCCUGAGCGUGCUAUGGCACUCCUCGUUCUUCGGUAUAUGAGGAAGGAUGGCAUGCUCAGAUUCGGAGACUUCGUGUCAGCGGUCAUGCACUUGCACCGGGCAUUCAAUGUAUUCUACACGAACGACACACCGCGGUCCGACACCAUCAAUUUGAAUUUAUCAGAGUGGCUGAAAUGCGCAUUAAUGUGUUAGGCAGACACAACUACAUAGCCA
Ostrinia nubilalis (European corn borer) is the source of this 2287-nucleotide messenger RNA. It is a transcript of the gene CalpC, whose product is annotated as calpain-C. The record is from RefSeq and is a predicted model, not a curated record. The transcript is spliced from 14 exons. Gene Ontology annotation, biological process: proteolysis. Gene Ontology annotation, molecular function: calcium ion binding; calcium-dependent cysteine-type endopeptidase activity. Gene Ontology annotation, cellular component: cytoplasm. The coding region runs from base 329 to 2266 and encodes 645 amino acids. NCBI's taxonomy places the organism in Eukaryota, Metazoa, Arthropoda, Insecta, Lepidoptera, Crambidae.